CCAAGGCUUUCAAGCCCAAGUUGAGUCUUCCAUUUUUACUUAUCUCGGUCACCUUUGUAUUUCUUCCUUGCAGAUUAUAUUACUAUCAGAUACUUUUUCCCUGAGAGAUAAAACUCCCAUACCAAUGUUGGAGGGAUAAAUCAGGUGAAGUAGAUAUGUUCAAGAACCAACUGCAGGAACUUGCACAAAGAAGCUGUUUUAACCUCCCUUCCUAUGCCUGCAUCAGAGAAGGACCCGAUCAUGCCCCAAGAUUCAAAGCGUCUGUGAACUUCAAUGGUGAGAUCUUUGAAAGCCCAAGCUACUGCCCUACAUUGAGACAGGCUGAGCAUGCUGCUGCAGAGGUAGCUCUCAAUAUCCUGUCUGCAAGGGGUCCUUCAAGGUCUCUCACUGCAAGAGUUCUUGAUGAGACUGGAAUUUACAAGAACCUCCUUCAGGAAACUGCUCAUAGAGCUGGGCUUAACCUCCCUGUAUACACCACGGUCAGAUCAGGUCCUGGUCAUGUCCCAAUCUUCACUUGCACGGUGGAGCUCGCCGGUAUGAAUUUCAUGGGUGAGCCAGCCAAAACAAAAAAGCAAGCCGAGAAGAAUGCUGCAAUUGCAGCCUGGUCUGCCUUGAAAAGAAUGCCAAGCUUAGAUUCGUUGACAAAUAAAGAAGCGGACAAUCGUGAGGAUCAGGAUCAGGCGGUUGUGUCAAGAGUCCUCUCAAGCUUCAAGCCAAAAGAUGAAAGCAAACAAUUUAGGAGGAGGGAUUAUAACCAAGCAAAACGAAGAAUGGUCAGGGGUAACAGGGAUAUUGGCUCUCCAUCUACUUCCAGCUCGGUUAACUCUCUAUUUCAUCAACAGUGGAGGCUUAUGGACCUCUUGAUGGAUUCUGCCGUGGAUGUUUCAACACAGAAACAAAACAGCUUUGUAUCUCUCCUUCCUCCACCCCCACCUAGAACAGCUUCAAAGAUCUUACCACCAACUUCAUCUAGAGACAGUCCAUCUAGCUAUUCCUCUAAUAGACCCAUUCCG
Messenger RNA from Theobroma umbraticum, 1013 nucleotides. It is a transcript of the gene DRB3, whose product is annotated as dsRNA-binding protein 3. Lineage: Eukaryota; Viridiplantae; Streptophyta; Magnoliopsida; Malvales; Malvaceae. Gene Ontology annotation, molecular function: double-stranded RNA binding. The record is from RefSeq and is a predicted model, not a curated record.